AGCUUGCUUUAGCAUCUUCACCUGCAGAUAUUCCACCAACAACUUUUGUAAGCUUUUCUUCAUCUGCAGUUUCCAGCCACAUAUAGACGUCGGUCACAGGUCGACGCCUAAUUCAGGCUUGACUGAUUAGGAUAACCUUAAAAGAAAUAUUAAAGCUCGUGUGCGCCCGCUUACCACAAGGAUUGUGCAGGCCCCAUCACUUUCAACUCUCCAAACGUGGGAUGUGAAGUUUGGACAAAAGAAAGCAUCACAGUCGAGUCAUCCUAUCAUCAAACUCCAAACACUGCACAAGACCGAACACAUCAAUCCAAUGUCUUCAUUUACCAUGGAUCGUGGACAAAACUCGAGUCUGAUGGACCGGCAUCAAGCCGCCAUCACCGACAUCACCAAGCACUUUGGCGAGUUGGUCAUUGGUCUUUCGAGCCCUAUUACUGCCGAGGACGCGGACACUGCCACAUCCUCGCAGCAGGCCAUGCGCAUGCAACUGGAAUCGAAUGCACUUAUCGCAUCGAUCGAGCACCUGCUCUCGCUCACCCGCCAGGUGCGCGAGCUGUGGCUCGUCGGCCCGCUCCUCAAGCCCGGCGAGGGCGAGCGCGCCGCCGACGGCCAGAUCGACGAGCAGGUCGAGUCCAUGACGCACAUCCUGAACCAGCUGCGCGAGCGGGUCCGCAACCGCCAGGUCGGCCCGCACGGAACCUACAUCAUCAAGGACCGCGCCGUCGCCGCUGCUCCGGCAACCGAUGGCGCCACCGCGGACGCGUCGUCGGCCCAGCCGGCACAAUCUUCCUCCGCUGCUCCCGGCGGCCAGAUGAUGGAGGAUGCCUUUGACUUGGUUCCUUCCACCCAGAUGGAGGAUGUCAAUCCGGAUGUUGCCAACGAGUCACUGUUCUGGAGCGUUAUGGGAGAGGACCAUGAGGCAAACUUGCACCCCGACGCUGCUCAAAACACCGGCACCGCCACUUCAAACAUUCACCAGGUUUCUGCUCAAGACGUCGCGUUUGCCCAAGAACCUACUGCCUUUCACAAUCAGGCUGGAGGAAUCACAGAAAACCACGGCCAGGGCGCCUUUGGCUCAAUCGAGAUGAAUGACCAGAGCGGUGGCGAUCGUUCCUCGGACAUGCCAAUGCUUGACACACCCAUGGAUCCGGAGGCCAGGAGACUGGAGUAUCUCUUGAGCCAAGACCACGGAUUGAUCGACCACCUCCUCCCUGCUAUCUGCCCCUCUGGUUCGGUCCGUGAUGCCGAGAACAUGGGCGCUCAAUUGUUCACGAUUGAGGAAGAGUAA
This is a messenger RNA of Pyricularia oryzae 70-15, 1285 nucleotides long. RefSeq lists its product as uncharacterized. Gene Ontology annotation, molecular function: transcription coregulator activity. The coding region runs from base 311 to 1285 and encodes 324 amino acids. Gene Ontology annotation, biological process: regulation of transcription by RNA polymerase II. Gene Ontology annotation, cellular component: mediator complex. NCBI's taxonomy places the organism in Eukaryota, Fungi, Ascomycota, Sordariomycetes, Magnaporthales, Pyriculariaceae. The record is from RefSeq and is a predicted model, not a curated record. The transcript is spliced from 4 exons.